Caenorhabditis angaria is the source of this 806-nucleotide messenger RNA. The record is from the annotation of a GenBank genome assembly. NCBI's taxonomy places the organism in Eukaryota, Metazoa, Nematoda, Chromadorea, Rhabditida, Rhabditidae.
AUGUCCGGAAUAUUGUAUAUUCUAUUUCCUUGCGUCGCUUACGCUUGCGUAGCUACGCAAAGUUCCACCGCAACUCCAUCACUGCGGAAUUGUCCGAGUUGCGAUGUAUCUACACUUUCGGGUUCCACGUUUACACCAACCACUUCGGAUACACCGGGAACCGCCUAUUUUUUGAGAGGUGUUGAUCCGACGAAUUGGUGGGUUCUUGUAGAGAUUGGGUGACAGAUUUGGGGCCCAAUUUAUUUUCAUUCAAAAAUUUUAAAAGCCAUAUUUUCUAGUUUUUCGCGAAAUCUGGAAAUUCUCGAAUCUAGAUUUUCUGGGUUUUUUCCUGCUGAAUUUUAACAUUUUGUAUCAGUUUUCCAGGUUACUGUGAAAAAAACCCUGUAUUUGUCAUACAAAUUUACCUUGAAAGUUUCUAGACCCAACAUUUUGAAAUAUUAACUAGAAAUUCUCAAGCUUCUUGCUUCCAGUACAGAAAUCUAGUUUAAAAUACCAAAACCCAACUCACUACAUUCCAAAACAAUAAUUUGUCCAGGUGCGAUACGGCUCAAGUGAAUUGUCUCUCAGCAGAUGGUGCAACUGUCACAGUUCGAAUUGAUAUUGUCAUCGAUGGAACAUCCACACAAAUUUCCAGCGGAUGUUCCGAAGUUCAUUCGAUUGCCAAUCUUCUGCAAUGCAAUUCGAAUAAUCAAUGGACUUAUAAGUCAGUUUUUUGCGUGAAAAUUUUACAUUAAAAUUAUUGAUUUUUCAGCGAUCGAACUGAUUUCACCGUUCAAUGUCACUCGCUGACAACUUCAACUUGCUAG